AUGUCAGCCCAGAGUCCCGAGGAGCUGCUCAGAGUAGUUGAGGCAAGCCACGAUCAAUAUCUCCGUAACCUACGAAGUCUCCAUGACUCUUUGGCCAGUGCCGUGAGAGACAGAUCAGAUAUCAAGACGACAAACAACAUUCGCCAGCCAUCUCCCCUCCUCCGGCCAUCGCCAAGUCCCGUCCAGAGUCCAGGCCAGAGUCCACCAUUCUCAUCAGAAGCGACCUUUCAGCCUACUCUUCGCCGUGCCCGCCGUUCCACCUUCUCGGACCCCAUUGAGAAGCGGACACUGUCCAGCGUCGUUGAUAGGAAGCACAUACCGGCCUCGAUUCACUCAGAGCUGGACGUCGAGUAUCUCCCCUUGCUCGACAUUGCCGGCCCUUGUAGUGCCACCAGUUCGGAUGGGACCCUCGCCAACCCUCCCACCAAGCUCGUCGAGCGGGUAUCAUGGACAGACAAUCAACUCCUACGCCAUCUCAAGUACACUGACUUCACCGGCGGCGCCGCCAUUGCGCUCGCGGACGUGAUCAAACGGCAAACCGACAUCGACGAGGAUGCGGUAUUCGAAGACUUUGCUGCGUAUGAAAGCCAGGGCUAUGUCAGCUCAACGUUCGAGCUGUACGACGUCGACAAUGAAGGGUCACCUCGACCCGUGGGUAAACACCCAGACCGCCGUCCUCGAGGCGCCGCAGCCGACGCAGCUCCAGCCCCUACUCAAAUCGUUGACGCCCCGACGGUAUGGAACGCUCUCAAGGAGAUUCACGCCGAUGGUCUGGCCGUAGGUCUUGUGACAAUCAUACAAGAACCGUCUGCCCUCAUGCUCGGUGCGCUGCACAUGACGAUGCGUCCCUACUUCGACAUGACGGAGCUCCUCAACCAUCUAAUCACAGACCAUGGGAACAACGGGAAGACGACAGCCCACGUCCACCGUGCCUUCGCGAGGGAUCCUUCACCCUCACACCUCCGCCAGCGCAGCUUCUUCUUCGUCUUCAAGUAUUACACAGUCGUAGGUGAGGGCCUCGAACCAGCCCCCUUUCAAAAGUACGACAAACGGCCCGCAGACCGCCGCUCCCGGGACCACAUCGACAUCGCAGAAUGCAGCUCCAUCCUCGCCCUCUCCCUCUCCGGCCCACCACGACAAUCCGUCAAACAAACCCGCCGCCGCGAAGGCCCGCAAGAAGGCUUCCUCUUCGACACCUUCGCGCCGUGGCACUUGCUCUCGAUCCAGUCCUUCCCAGACGACGAACACACCCUCCGCGGCGGCGACGCCGAAGCGCACAAGAACUUCCCCUCAGGGCCCUACGCCUUCCUAGACGCCCUCGUGACGGAAUACCGCGACGCGACGAAGCGCAACCUGGCGCUCCACGCCCGCAUCGCAAAGCUCAUUACCCCGCCGACGGACUUCAUGUUUGACGCCCGCCUGCGCGACAAGCUCCUCUUCGAGGACAAGCACUUCACCUACAUUCGGCGGUACUUUUGGGCUUACAAUACGCUGGGCGUCGUCAACGAGGGCCUGCGCGCCAUGCUCGCGGCCUACCGUGAGACGUUUCCCGACGAUUUCUGGGAGGGAAGGCACCAGACCCUCUGGCCGCACCCGGCGCCGGAGAGCACCGAGGGCGUGGCGUACCGCGAUAAGAUGGUGCUCUUACGUUCCGACUUGGAGCGCGCGUGUCGGGAUCUGGAGACGGUGCACGCCAAGAAUGCCGCGACGCGCAAGGAGAUUGAGAACUUGAGAGAUCAGCUUUUCAGCGGAAGUUCCAUCAAGGAGUCGAGGAGGGCGAUUGAGCAAGGGGAUAACAUCAAGGUCCUGACGUUGGGGUCCAUGGUGUUUUUGCCCCUGACUUUUGUGACUUCAGUCUUUGGAAUCACAGAGUUUACAAUCUCACCAGAAGACUGGAGAUUCCCCGUGACAAUGGUCUGCGUCUGCGUCCCCUUCAUCGUGGCCCUCAUCCUCCUGCAGACGCGCGCGGGGUACUCGCUCGCCCGGCACACUUUUGCCGCGCUCGCCUGGCCGUUUCGGCUAUUUACAGACGCCGGCUCGGAUGAUCAGUUCACACCAGCUGUCGUCAUGCCCGUGGCGGAGACGAGACCCAGGAGGAAGAGGCGGUUGACGAGCCGUCGACCGCCUGCGGUGCCGGCACCUUCGCCGCGGCACCAUCCACAGCCGCAGCAGCAGCAUCGUGACAAUGAUUUGGGUUUGAUACAGUCGUUUAUGGGGUGGUGGGCUUGGGUGAGAAAGAAUGGGGUUCGUAGGAGUGGACGUGAGCGAGGUGGUGGGCCGGGUGACGGUCUAGCGUUUGGGAAUGUGUGA
Molecule: messenger RNA, 2310 nt
Organism: Colletotrichum godetiae
Lineage: Eukaryota; Fungi; Ascomycota; Sordariomycetes; Glomerellales; Glomerellaceae
Exons: 2
Coding region: 1-2310 (769 amino acids)
Biological process (GO): metal ion transport; transmembrane transport
Cellular component (GO): membrane
Molecular function (GO): metal ion transmembrane transporter activity
Source: RefSeq, a predicted model, not a curated record